Anoplophora glabripennis (Asian longhorned beetle) is the source of this 2040-nucleotide messenger RNA. RefSeq names its product dolichyl-diphosphooligosaccharide--protein glycosyltransferase subunit 2 (gene OstDelta). NCBI's taxonomy places the organism in Eukaryota, Metazoa, Arthropoda, Insecta, Coleoptera, Cerambycidae. The record is from RefSeq and is a predicted model, not a curated record. Gene Ontology annotation, biological process: protein N-linked glycosylation. Gene Ontology annotation, cellular component: membrane; oligosaccharyltransferase complex. Bases 125 to 1972 code for a protein of 615 amino acids. The transcript has 3 exons.
GAUUGGAGCUUUUUUUAUUUUGAGUUUGCUCAAAUGAAAUGCUCAAACGCAACGCAAGACUGAAUUGACGGUAUACGUGUCAAGUCAAAUUUGUAAUGUGCCGGUGAAAAAAUAAUUCAUUGAAAUGAAUUUGUAUAUUAAAUUUACACUAGUUUGCUUAUUAUUCGGAGUAUUCAGCACUAUAACACAAGCCAGUAUAGGAGGUUAUAUUGGUGCAUCAGAUAAAAAAAAAUUUUUGACCACGUUAGCUAAAGCUUUUACAAUCGAGCAAGAUGACAUCUCGAAGUCUUAUUAUGCAGCUAAAGGAUUUAAGAUUCUAAAUGAACCAUAUUCCAAAACUUAUAUUUCGGAACAAUGUGCUCAUAUCAAACAAUAUUAUACACCUACAACCAAUGUAGAUGUUACUUUCAAUGCUCUUAAUACUUGGUCUUUAUUAAGCUGCCAGGGAAAAUUACAUACUGAUGCUAGUAUUAAGAAUAUUCAGUCUAUAUUAGAAAGUGAAAAAUCAACAAUACCUGAAAUUCGAUACGCACUGGAGAUCUUUACACAUAUUAAACAUCAAAUUCUAAGUCCUGCCAAAAUUGCCCAACUCAUUCAGGCUAGAUUGAAGGAGGAUGAUGGCUUGCUUAAUGUAGGACAUGCUCUUCAUGCAGCAUCCCUUCUAGGAAAUGCUGGGAAAUUUGCGCACGACCGCAUAGAAGAUGUAGUUGUACAGGCUGAUGAAAUUGAUAACAAACUUCUUCAGUGGGAGGGUGGUCUUACUACUACAUCUUUAUUAAUUACAGGUUUACUUCGUUUACCAGGAGCAAAUCCAUUUACACAGAUUCAGGCUGACAAAUUAGCCAAUUACCUAUUGACAAGGAAAACAGUGCAAACUCCGAAGGGCAUUGUUUCUUUAUUAGAGGCAGCAGUUGCUUUAGCUUCUAGCAGUGUUUCACCUGUUAGUAUAUCGGUAAUAGGAUCAGCACAGAUACCCCAAGAUAAGCCUGAGUUACGUGUACAGGUGAGUGAUGUAUUCGGACAGCCUUUAAAACCUGCUCCAGGACCAGUAAUUGCUCAGUCUGCUACAAGAAUAUCUGAUGACGUGGUGGUGCUGGCUAAACAACAGUUAGUUACUGGAAAGACACCGACUGAGUUUAUUUUGAACCUGAAAUUGGACCCUGGAUAUUAUCGGGUUGCGGUAAAUGCUGGAAGUCACUCGUCAACAAUUACUACUAGAGUUUUAGGACCACUUACUAUAAAUUCCUUUGAAAUUGGCCUAAGUGAUGCGGAUGGAAGUUCAAUUCCUAAACUCAUGAAACUGACAUAUUCUACAAAAUUAGAUUCAAAGCUGCAAGCGGAUUCAAGUCAGCACCUUAUAGUUAAAUUUUCUGUUUCAAGAACUGUUCAUCAAGCUUUCUUGAGAUUGUAUUCUGGCAAGAAAGAAAUUAUUUUCGUCGCUGAACAGGACAGUAGCAAAGUUUAUAAAGUUGAAGUAAAUCUGGCUUCAGAAUUAUCCUUCACUGAUAGUUUUGAAAUGGAACUUAUCUUGGGCGAUCCAAUCGUUACGAAUCCAAUUCGUUGGACGUUGGGAGCUAUUGAAGUUAACCUGGGUUCCUCAGAAAUUUCAACUCCUCCAAGAUCAACACGAGGACCAAAACCUGAAAUCGAACAUUUAUUCAGGCCAGCAGAAAAACGUCCACCAGAACCAGUGUCUUUAUUUUUCACAGGACUAACAACUGCUCCCUUGCUAAUCUUGCUAAUGUUGUGGGCUAAGAUUGGUAUUAACUUUGGCAACUUUACUCCCUUGGCAGUUCCUUUCCACUUAGGGUUUGGAUCAAUAUUGGGGCUGUUUACAUUGUUCUGGUUGAAACUAGACAUGUUCAUGACAUGUGCUUGGCUGAUACCUAUUGGGGGUUUCACCUUUUUAACUGGUCAUAAGUUACUAAGUAAUCUUGCUAAGCAGAGAAAACCAGAAAAGUCUGAUAAAUAAUUAUUUUAAUUUCCACUUUGUGUUCUGUUCUUUGUUAUACAUUUUUUUCCAUAACUUAAUUAUAAAAU